Messenger RNA from Zingiber officinale, 1331 nucleotides. RefSeq lists its product as uncharacterized. Gene Ontology annotation, cellular component: plasma membrane. The transcript is spliced from 3 exons. The coding region runs from base 1 to 681 and encodes 226 amino acids. The record is from RefSeq and is a predicted model, not a curated record. Lineage: Eukaryota; Viridiplantae; Streptophyta; Magnoliopsida; Zingiberales; Zingiberaceae.
AUGGCAGCACCAUUUUUCCACAAUAGCACUCCAAAAUUAUCAGGGCAAUGUUCAUUGAACUUUUCUGCAGUUGACAAUUUGUUAAGAACAACUGUUGUUGAUUGUUGGGCCUCCUUCACUCCUUUUUUAGCCAAUGUUAUUUGUUGUCCGCAGUUCGAGGCUACCCUUAUUAUUCUAAUUGGACAAGCAAGUAAAGAUUCAGGUUUACUUGCGUUGGACUCUGUUCAUGCAAAUUAUUGCCUAUCAGAUAUUCAACAGAUUCUUGGAAGUCAGGGUGUCCCUAGUGACCUUCAUGAUAUUUGUUCCAUCCGCUCUUCUAACCUCUCUGAAGGAUCCUGCACAAUUAAUGAUACCAUUGGGUUUGAGAGUGUUGUUGACUCUUCUAAACUCCUUGCUGCAUGUUCAAAGGUUGAUGCUGUGAAUGAAUGCUGCAGACAAAUCUGUCAAAGUGCCAUCAAUGAAGCUGCAAAAAACCUUGUCUUGAAGGAUGGCGGAUUGAUGACGAAUAUGGAAAUUAAUGAUACAACAGUGGAGUAUUCAUCUACUGUGAACAGCUGUAAAAACAUUGUCCUUAGGUGGCUAUCUAGUAGACUUGAUUCUUCAUCUGCAAAGCAAGUGUUGAGAGGACUAUCAAACUGUAAUGUUAACGGAGGAGGAAGCAGAGCUUCCAAUUCCACUUAAGUCGGGACCAACAGUAAUGGUAGAUGCUGUUGGAACUGUGGUUGGCUGGCCAAAAGAAUUGGUGAUAUUUCCGACGACAAAGGUAUUUUCAGUUCACUUUUCUGUUGCUAUAGUUAUAUAUUUUGCUACAAUUAUUUAAAAUUACAGAAAAAGGAGAAACCUGCACCACCAUUUGCUAUUUUGGAGGUUCCUGAUGAGAAAAAUAAAUUCAAGGAAGUUGAAAGUGCUCUACCAAUGCCAUGCAAGUUUUUGUAUUCUUUUGUUAUUAGACUGAUGACUGAGGAGGAGACCAUUCCUAUCGAAUUUGAUGAAGCCAUGUUUGGACGUAAUGUGAGUACAUCGUUGUUGAGAGAGGAUGUAUGGAAAUGAGAGAGAUAGGGUCCAGGCAAAUUUUGGUUUACAUGGGGUAAGUUAUGUCUUAUAUACAAUUCUUCUCUUUGCAUGAGUUCAUGUCUUAAGUAACCAUGUUUUUUAUUACUUGAAUGCAGUUACUUGUACAAGUACUUGAAGGAAACAAACAGGGCUGAGUAUGUGUCGUUUAUGGAUCCCAACAAAAUACCAGCCGCUCAAGAUGGCAGUACCUCUUUACAACACAUUGCAAAUCAGUUGAAAGCAUCAAACGGAGACAGCAUAUGCCUUAUCCCAUACAA